AUGGACCAGUUCCACGACAGGCAGCACGUGCGGCUGCGGAGCCGCGUGCUCGGCACGUACCUCCACGCCGACCACGACGGGGAGCGCGUCUCCCUCAGCCGGCGCCGCGACUCGCUCAACGCGGCGUGGGUGGUGCACAUCCACCAACGCGGCGACGGCCCGUACCUGCUCCUCCACAGCGCCGCCUACGGCCGCUACCUCGGCACCACGUUCAAGCCGGCGGCGCUCGGCCACCACGGCUGCCGCACCGAGCAGCGCGACUACAACGACGAGCCGGACUUGAUGGCCGUCAUGUGGAAGGCCUCCGAGGCGGGCUUCGACAACGUCGUCCUGCUCCGCAACGUCGCCGGCCGCUACCUCCGCGCCAACGGCAGGUACCUCCCCUGGAACACCGGCGUCACCGUCGACAACAUAGGCAACAUCAGCGCCAUGAUGUACUGGACCGUCGAGGACAUCCCCGACAGAGAGGGCCCGCCAGGCCUCCCAGGCCCGAUCCACACCCCCAGCCCCGGAUACCACUCCCUCAUGCUCUGGCGCAACCCGGUGGUGUCACGGCUGAUCCGGUUCAUGCUGUCCGAUCCCCACGGCCCCAUCUACACCCAGCACUGCUGGACCACGCUGCGGUUCAGGGGGAGGUCCGUGUUCCACCUGAGGGACGAGCUGGCCAGGCGCAUCGCCUUCGUCCUGGACGAGCGUCAGUCCUUCGACCUCGUAAUGUGCGUCCGAGCGGGCCGCCGGGGGCGUCUGACCCCACUCGUCGUCGACCUGCCCAGCAGCGGCUACGGCGAGACCCUCUGGAUUGUCGUCUUCAUGUCCGGGACCCCAGCUUAUAACGCACUGCGGCACCCAGAUGUCGAUGCAGAGUAG
This is a messenger RNA of Triticum dicoccoides, 867 nucleotides long. RefSeq lists its product as uncharacterized. The transcript has 3 exons. NCBI's taxonomy places the organism in Eukaryota, Viridiplantae, Streptophyta, Magnoliopsida, Poales, Poaceae. The record is from RefSeq and is a predicted model, not a curated record. The coding region runs from base 1 to 867 and encodes 288 amino acids.